CUUUGAUCUCAUCCACGCAAAAAGCGGCGAGGCCAGUCGAUGUUGAUCGAGAAGCCCGACGAGGUCAAGCAUCUCAACGCGGCUGGACAUGCUUAUGGAAUCUACGGCAUCGACGCGCAUCCGAGCGAGCUGAAGUUUGCAACGGCAGGCGGAGAUAAUUGCGUCAAGAUUUGGUCCUUGGAGCCCAUACCAGAAAAAGAAGGCCCUGGGUGCGACCUUCUCGCGACGUUGACAUGGCACGAAAAAGCUGUCAAUUGCGUGCGAUGGUCUCACAGUGGCCGCUACCUUGCCUCUGGUUCGGACGACCAUCAAGUGUUGUUGUACGAACUGCAGGAUGGACCACCUGCGCCAAUUCCAUUCGGGUCAAAUCAAGUCCCAAACAAAGAGAAGUGGGUGCGCUGUUCCAUGCUGAAGAGCCACACCAUGGACGUGCAAGACUUGGCCUGGUCUCCGGACGAUCGCAUGCUUGCAACUUGCAGCAUCGACAACUCCAUAUUGAUAUGGUCCAUGGAUCAUCUGAGCUCCGUCAUGACGCACCCAAUGCAACACUUGUCAGGGCACCAGGGAUGGGUCAAAGGCGUGGCGUGGGACCCUGUUGGCAAAUAUCUGUCGAGUGCUGGCGAAGACAAGUGCAUUAUCAUGUGGCGAGUCGACACUUGGGAGGUCGAGGAAAAGAUCAGCGGCCCGUUUGAGCAAGGCACGACAACGUCGCACUUCAGACGUCUGUCGUGGGCUCCGGACGGGAGUUUGGUGUGCGGAACGCAUGCGUUCAAGUCGAAACAAAACGUGGCCGCACUCAUCGAGCGAAAGACGUGGAGGAACGAUGUCAACUUUGUGGGCCAUCGAGGAGUUGUGACGAGUGCCAGAUUCAAUCCCCGUCUGUUGGCCAAGACCGCGAACAAAGAGUUUGCGUGCUGUGCACUGGGUGGCGACGACUGCACCGUCAGUGUCUGGCUUGCCGACGUCGCUCGCCCGCUGGCGGUGGUCAAGGACUGCUUUGACGCGUCCGUGACGGAUCUCAGUUGGUCGUAUGAUGGGCAUACCUUGCUUUGCGCGUCCCUGGACGGGUCUAUUUGCUUCUUUCAGUUCACACCCGACGAAUUGGGCAAUCCCAUUUCCCGCCAGCAACAAAGUCGGCUCCUUCAGCAGCGCUAUGGGUCCCUGGCUGGGCAAACGGCGGGGUGUACGCUCGUGGAAAAUCCACUCCAGUUGGAGCUGGAAGGACAGCAAAAGCAGUUGUCACUGGACAAGUUGGCCAAACGACUGACGCCGAGCAAUGGCAAGGCUGUCACGCCGCUCGCGGAUGCAGCUCCUGCGAAUAACACAUUCACGUUGGUGGCGCGGCCCAAACCGAAAGCCCAAGACGUGCCGUCGGCAAAGCCAGCUGCAUCAACAACUGCGACGGUGUUGACCGCGCGACCAAAGUUCAAGAAGCCCCAAGACUCGUCGAAGCUGCUGUCAACCACAGGUGUCGCCACGGCCCAUCCACUGUCCAAACCCAGCGUGUUGCCAGCGGGAGACAAUGAGGCAGCACUUACUCCCCCGAUCAAGCGGAAACGAGUGGUGGACCAGCCUGCGCAAGCAACCACGUCAUCUUCUUCCACAACCAAUCUGUUUGUGAUUCCGCAAGAAGGAGUCGCCAUGGCCCAUCAGAUGGCAGAGAUUCCAGGGCGACCAAUGUUUUCCGUCCAAAUCAAGUCGACCGACAAAGUAAUCGAGUGCAAAGUAGUCGACGACGAAGUGGUCCACACGUCGAUUGUGUGCAUCGAUGGCGGGAGUGUGCUGUGGAUGGAUAGGAUCCCAGGCCAAGCAUCAUGUGCGACUGGCAACCAGUCUUUCUGUGCCGUUGGCACCACGGACGGCCACUUGUACAUCCUGUCGCCACUCGGUCGUCGGCUCUUUCCCUGCAUUGCGCUCGGGUAUCCUUUUGCGGCCUUAGAGUGCCAUGCCGGCGCCGCGCCGUACGUGUUGGUCAUCUUGACCAACGGCGACGUGAAAACGUGGACAAUUCAAGCCAAGAAACUGGUCGUUGCGGCAUCCCUUUGCGGCAUGACGACUACAAAGUCGACCUUGAUUCGGGCCAUGGUGACGUCUACCGGUCAACCCAUCGUGACGUUGGCCGUGGGGGGAACGACGGGAAGUUUGCUGCAUUCAUUCGCCUACGACGUGGCCAUGAAGUGCUGGAUGCGUGUAGCUGACGACUCGUUCUCGUCGUCCGAUUUUCACACGCACUUGCCGUCGGAUGCGAUUGUGACGGCAGACAUUCCCGUGCGCGACAUGGGCGGUUGAACGAUGAUGGGCAUGACAUUUUGUGUAGGUAGGAACGCUACGGAGGCUCCAAAACGCAUCCACCCACACACGCAGUGCCAAGUCCAUGCUGGCUGGAAUGUCCAACUCGAUCCAGCAGCACCACAUUACUCGAACACACUUGGAACAUCAGGUCGCCGCGAGUUUGGCGCUGCGAAGUUCCACCGAGUACAUGCACUGGCUGAAAGUUUACGCGCGGCAUCUUUCUCAUGAUGGAGACGUGUUGCGCCUCGAAGAAAUCUGCCAGGAGCUCCUUGGCCCCAUGUCCGCGACUACCUCCACCGACUCGUGGACAUCCUCGGUGCUGGACGUGCCCAAGCGAGAGCUCCUGCAGACGGUGGUGCUGCCGCAGAUGGCGACAAAUCGCGUCCUCCAGCGCAUCGUGCACAAGUAUCAAUUGCUCUUGGACGAAGUCACGUCGUCGCACGGAUCGGGAGUCCAUGCAUGACAUCGUUAAGAUACACAACUUUCCCACUCGAUUUCGAUUAUCGAAGGCCAACCAACCAGUUCCACAACUCCCCCUCCCCGUUCACACUCCAACGUUCCAUACCUUGUGCCGUCGCGCCGGCGAACUUACUUAAAGUGUCCUCGCUCGACGUUCAGGUGCUCCGAGCGUCCCAGAAGUUACUAAGUGGGCUCCCAACGAACCCGCCGCUUGGACAGGCUCC
This is a messenger RNA of Aphanomyces invadans, 2975 nucleotides long. RefSeq lists its product as hypothetical. Lineage: Eukaryota; Oomycota; Saprolegniomycetes; Saprolegniales; Verrucalvaceae. Bases 40 to 2289 code for a protein of 749 amino acids. The transcript has 17 exons. The record is from RefSeq and is a predicted model, not a curated record. Gene Ontology annotation, molecular function: protein binding; nucleosome binding. Gene Ontology annotation, biological process: DNA-templated transcription; chromatin remodeling; regulation of DNA-templated transcription. Gene Ontology annotation, cellular component: nucleus; HIR complex.